Scomber scombrus (Atlantic mackerel) is the source of this 4650-nucleotide messenger RNA. Its product is annotated as sterile alpha motif domain-containing protein 9-like. NCBI's taxonomy places the organism in Eukaryota, Metazoa, Chordata, Actinopteri, Scombriformes, Scombridae. The record is from RefSeq and is a predicted model, not a curated record. The transcript has 3 exons. Gene Ontology annotation, cellular component: cytoplasm. Gene Ontology annotation, molecular function: protein binding. Bases 1 to 4650 code for a protein of 1549 amino acids.
AUGGAAAACACUUCUUCAGAGAUAGAAUGGCAAAAUCUCCCCUAUGACAGAUGGACAGAAUGUCAUGUGAGCUCCUGGUUGAGAUGUAUUGGAAUAAAAGAGAACCACAUAGUAAAACUGGCAGAGGAGGAGGUGACAGGACCAGUUAUCACAACUCUACAGAGGGAAUUCCUCAGCAACACAAUUGGAAUGAAAGGUGGCCAAAUUGAACACCUACUCAAGAAAAGAGAUGAUCUUUUAAAGUCAAAACCAAACAAAGUGAAAAAAGAAAGUGAUUUAAGUGAAAAAAGUAAAGAUGACAUAAAAAAGGAGUUGUUACUUCCAGAACAAGAACCAAACCCCUCUACACAAAAACCUUGUGAAAGAGCAGAAAGAGAGAAUACUACUACAGAAUGCAGUGACCACUCAACUUCUACAGGAAUGACUUCAUCUUUCUGCAACUAUCAAACAUUUGACCAGCGUGAACAACACUACAGAUAUGUCAAACAUGAUGUGCUUCCUCCAGAAACAGGGAUCGAAAACAUGAUUGUUCCAUGUCAUGAAUAUAAGUCACUAGAGAAUGCACACAAACUAGACUCAAAAAGGCUACAAACAAAAUUAGCAAGUGAGGUGUUAAGAUUUACAUGUGCAUGCAUGAAUAUGCGAACCAAUGGAACAAUUCAUUUUGGGAUAAUGGAUAAAAUAAGAGGCAAACACCGGCAUGGUGAAAUUAUAGGAAUACCUAUCUGCAAUCGAGAAGAUUUCGUGGAUGCGUUAGACUACAUUGAAAAAUGCUUCAAAGGAUCAAGUCAACAAUCUGAUGCUAGGAAAUGCAUAAGAAACCCUCGAUUCAUUGAGGUAAUUGACAAGGAAACUACUGAAAAAACAUGGGUCAUUGAAUAUGAUGUUGUCCCCAAAGCAAGCACUGUAAAAGAUAAACUUUACUAUGUUGGUCUCCCAAAAUUCUCUGAGAAGGACAAAAAAGUCAAAUGUGAAGAGAAAGUUCCCUAUCACAGAGUGGGAGCCAAAACACCCCGCAUACAUGAUGAUGACUUUUUUAAUUUCAUUAAAGGACUGACAGAGAAAGACCAACAACGAGAGGAGGCAGAAUCUUCAAGCAAUCAAACAGCUGUUGACUUUAAAGAGGACCAAAAGAGGAAACUCUCCAUCCUCUUAACAUGUGGAAAAACACACAUGGACAACUCUCUGUUUUACAUCAUUGUGAGAAACAAAUUUCACCCAGAGCAUCUUGACAGCAUAGGCUUCUUGGUUAACAUGAAUCUAUUUUGUGUGUUUGAUUUUGACCCUGAUUCAAAGACAUCAGGUCUCUGUGCUAGAUAUAAGGAGCAUAAGCCUGCAACCCCUCGCUUUCUUGAUGACUACGCCAUGAAAACUGCUGACUUCAUAAAUUCUUUACAGCUUUUUGAGAGAACAAGCUGGAUUUUCUGCAAUGGAAGAAACAACUUCCCUGGUGGAGACCAAACCUGCGAUGAAAAAACCUGGAUCAAAACAAGAAAAAAGAAACUGAAAAAAGCAGUGUCGGUCAUCUGCAAUGAAAUCCUUCCGAGGCAUUCAUUUGUAGUCCUCUUCUUGCUCAUGUCUGAUGUUGAGCAGCCUCUUGUUGAGACAUUCCAUGAAUUCUAUGCAGAGAUGAAUGGAAAUGAUUUUUUGGCAGUCGUAUCAGAGUCGAAGGAAAACUACAAAAAGUGGUCAAGUCUUGCACAGGUGUCUUGUGACAUGUCUACACUUAAAGAGAUCAGCAUUGUUGAAAUGCCACUGAGUCAUGUAGAUGCCACAGUUCAAAGCAUUCAGCUUUCAAAGAAUCAAUCCACAAGGACAUUACCCGUCUUAAAUGGCGGAAGAUGCUUCUUAAAGUCAGUUGAAGAGGCCUUGCUAGAUUCUUUGGAAAUCAUCAGUGUUGACCAGUGUGAUGAUACAAAACUGGAGAUCAUGAGUAAGGAUGAAAUCGAACAAAUUGAGAGCUACUUCUGUCAAGGGGGAAAGAUAGACUGGAUCAACUUCUGGCUUGCUGACAAACACAAGUGUGGAGAUAUCAUAAAGAGGGAUGCCUACCAAGAAGCAUACAAAAUCCUGGACAACAUAGCACAGCAUACCAAAGUCAUACGUCCCAUAGAAAGUGUGAACAUAUACCACCAACCUGGUAGUGGUGGAAGCACAGUGGCACGACAGAUCCUCUGGAGUUGGAGGACAAAUGUACGAUGUGCAGUUGUUAAACAGUGCAAGGAAAUCACAACUGUGUGUGAUCAUGCCGUGAGACUGAGGGAACACGAUGAGAGAGACCAAAAUAACUGUCUUCCAGUACUCCUACUGUUGGAAGAUCGUAAUGCAGAUUACAUAGAUGAUCUCAGACAGGAGCUUGGAAAUGUCAUUGCAACCAAAAAAAUAUGUCAGUCUGUGGUGUGCUUCAUCCUGCUCAUCUGCAACAGGUCAAAUGACCCAGGAAAAAUGUGCAGAGCAUCGUCAUCUCAAACAGUAGCAGUCACACAUGAGUUGACACCGGCAGAGAAGCCUUUGUUCACAAAAAAGCUUGAGCAACUCAAACAGCAUAUUCAUCCAGACUUCAUCCUCACAUUUGUGCUGAUGAGUGAAGAGUUCAGUAAAAGUUACAUUAAGGGUUUUGUGAAAAACCUUUUUGAUAACAUUGAUCAUUCAUCACUUUUGACUCGCCUCAUCAGAUUUGUAGCUCUCUUAAAUUGCUAUGUGGAAGAUUCAUACAUAUCUGUGUCACACUGCGAAGCAUCUCUUGGCAUAGCUACCAUUGUGGAUAGAGCUAAAUAUCAUGCAUUUGUGGAUCAUCUCUCUGAAGAAGCUAGGCUUCUUUUCAUCCACCUUAGAGAUGCUUCAACACAUAUAUCAUCAAUACGGAUUAUUCACCCACGAGUGGCAAAGGAAAUUUUGCAUAAGCUGUCUGCAAAUUUGCCUCAGAGUGAUAUUGCCAUGGAUCUCAUCAAUGACAAGGUACUUAUCAAUCAUAGGUUCAACAGAGAUGAGUUCCUGAAGUUUAUCAGAGCUCUUUUCAUCAAACGCAACAAAAAGAGCAGAGGGGAUUCUAAAGACACAGCUUUUUCACCCCUUAUUGAGCAUGUCAGCAAAAACAUAGGUGAUGUUCAGAAAGCUGUUGAUCUCUUGAAAGCUGCUUACCUAGCUUUAGGAAAAGAUGCAUACGUGGCACAACAACUUGCCCAGCUGCUUUACACAAAGUUGAGAUUUGAAGAGGCCCUGGAAUGGGCAGAGGAAGCAAAAUUUCUUCUUCCAUAUGAUACAUUCGUCCUUGACACACUGGGACAAGUUUAUAAGAGGUGGUUUUACCACUUGUAUGACACUCUUGAAGAAAAAGAACCAUCACCUGAAAGGGGAACUGAAAUCAUACACAUUGCCCUUAAAGGAAUUUCUGCCUUCAGGGCCUCAGAAAAAACUCCAAAGAAAGAGACUGUUAGCCUUAACAGUUCAUACUAUGGAGAGGUAGAUGUUUGCUGCAGGCUGCUAAAAUUCCUGUCAGGUGUUGAUGUUUUUUCAAACAAUACUGGGAAAUCAGAGUUGAUGCAGUACUUGUUAACAGACUACAUACCAGCAGAGGUCAAAAAACCCUGGCAGAUGUUUCAUCAGCAGUUGAAAGGAUUACAAAAGAGUUUGGGUCAUGCACUUGAGUGCAUUUCUGAAGACCUCAGCUACUUUCAAACUGAUAUUAGCGAGGAGGAUGAAGAGCUUGAUGCAAGGGACCCAGAACAAGUAUAUAAUCCUAGAGAAUGGUUGACAAGGAAGAGUGCUGUAUAUGCUGGCUUUUUCUGUAUUAUACCAGAUGAGAGUGUCCAAGCAGCUGAAAGCAACAGCACUGACGUUGCUGGUCCAGCUAAAAAGCUUUCUGCAUUCCAAAGACAGAUGAAGACCUACAAGCUCGGUGGAGGAAAUGUUACAUCCAUCCUCUCAUUACUUUAUGACAAGGACCCACAGAGAGCUGGAAAAAAACUUGAGACAAUAAUCAGCAUGUACCCAGAAAACAUGACAUGGAAUGACCUGGACCAGACAGAGCUUGCAAACUUCAUCUUUUGCCAAAUAGCUCUUAACUGUACUCUACCUGGGUCCUCAAAGCUCCUGUCCCUUGAAAAGCUUCAAGAACUCAGCAAAAGAUUUAUUACAAAGGGGAAAAACAUGUCAUCAGCAAGUGCUCUCUUCCUUCUCUCCCUUCUUUUUUGGCCUGAGACUAGCGGUGAACUCAGUUCUGCAGGUAGUCGGAUCCUUUUAUCAGCCAUUGAUGCACUUCAGAGAAUCUAUGAGCAAAAAAUCAAACACGUGUCUCCAAGGAAAAGCAGAAUCGUGACCCACUUCUUUCUGGCAAAGGCAAAAGGUCUCAACAAGAUUGUCCACAGAAUUGCAAUUGAAAAGCAGAUUAAAGGCACUCUAAGUGAAAGAAAGCUGCAAUGGCUUGGAGGGGAAGUAUGGAAAAACAGGGAAGUUGUGCAGUUACUGAAACGUGUUGAAGGAUGGACUGAAAAUGGAAACUUAAUUGUCAAAGGUGGAACCACCGACAGCAAGAUUAGGGUCUUUCCUCGAUAUUCUGCCUCCCUGCCAAAUGGAAAUGAAAAUGUCACCUUCUACUUGGGCUUUUCAUUUGAUGGAGUGGUUGCCUCUGACAUACAAAUAAUGGAGUAA